This is a messenger RNA of Benincasa hispida (wax gourd), 2989 nucleotides long. Its product is annotated as nitrate reductase [NADH]-like. Gene Ontology annotation, molecular function: heme binding; molybdopterin cofactor binding; sulfite oxidase activity. NCBI's taxonomy places the organism in Eukaryota, Viridiplantae, Streptophyta, Magnoliopsida, Cucurbitales, Cucurbitaceae. The record is from RefSeq and is a predicted model, not a curated record. Gene Ontology annotation, biological process: sulfur compound metabolic process; nitric oxide biosynthetic process; nitrate assimilation.
AUUUAUCUCCCUCAGAACCUCUACUCUUCUGUUUCUUUCACCCAUAAAAGAACUGGAAACUGGAGAACACAGAUUCCAUAAACCACUCCCUCUUUCUCGCUCCAUCUUCACAUGGCCGCCUCAGUUCACAAUCCCCAAUUUCCUCAUUUAGAUACUUUUUCUAACCUCCGCUCUGAUUCUUCAGUUCGUGGUUGCAACUUCCCCUCCAGUCCAGGUUUUACUAUACCCAACAAUCAUGUGGAAAUGGACGAUGAUGGAGAAUUCUCCAGUGACGACGACAACGAAUCUGAUUUCACCCAUUUGAUUCGAAAAGGGAUUAGCGAAUUGGAACCUUCAGUUUUAGACCCCAGAGAUUUCGGGACGGCGGAUUGUUGGAUUCACCGAAAUGAGUCCAUGGUUCGUCUUACGGGUAAACAUCCCUUCAACUCGGAGCCUCCGUUAUCUCGUUUGAUGCACCACGGGUUUAUCACUCCGGUCCCGCUCCAUUACGUUCGUAACCACGGUCCGGUACCCAAGGCUAAAUGGGAGGAUUGGACCGUUGAGGUUUGCGGUUUAGUGAAAAAACCAACCCGGUUCACAAUGGACCAACUCGUUAACGAUUUCCGCAGCCGUGAGUUUCCAGUCACACUCGUCUGCGCCGGUAACCGCCGUAAGGAGCAGAAUAUGGUUAAGAAAACCAUUGGAUUCAAUUGGGGUGCCGGUGGGACCUCCACGUCGGUCUGGCGAGGGAUCCCACUACGAGACGUUCUGAGGCGCUGUGGCAUCUUCAGCAGUAAAAAAGGAGCUCUCAAUGUGUGCUUUGAAGGAGCUGAAUGUCUGCCCGGCGGCGGUGGGUCCAAGUACGGUACUAGCGUCAGAAAGGAAAUAGUCAUGGACCCAGCUAGAGAUAUUAUUUUAGCCUAUAUGCAAAACGGCGACGUACUGACACCGGACCACGGCUUUCCGGUUCGGGUCAUCACUCCCGGCUUCAUCGGUGGACGGAUGGUGAAAUGGCUGAAACGCAUUAUCGUAACCACACAAGAAUCAGAUAGCUAUUACCAUUAUAGAGAUAACAAAGUCCUCCCUUCCCAUGUCGACGCAGAAUUGGCAAACGCGGAAGCUUGGUGGUACAAGCCGGAGUGUAUUAUUAGUGAGUUGAACAUAAACUCGGUGAUAACGACGCCAUGUCACGAGGAAAUCUUGCCAAUAAAUUCAUGGACGACACAGCGGCCGUACACGUUGCGGGGAUAUGCAUAUUCCGGAGGAGGAAAGAAAGUGACACGGGUGGAGGUGACUCUGGAUGGCGGCGAAUCGUGGCAACUGUGCGAUUUGAACCGUCCUGAAAAGGCUACAAAAUACGGCAAGUAUUGGUGUUGGUGUUUCUGGUCACUGGAGGUUGAGGUUCUUGAUUUGCUUGCUGCUAAGGAAAUUGCAGUCCGCGCCUGGGAUGAAACCUUCAACACUCAACCUGAAAAGCUCAUCUGGAAUCUCAUGGGAAUGAUGAACAAUUGCUGGUUUCGGGUGAAAUCCAACAUGUGCAAGCCACACAAAGGAGAGAUCGGAAUCGUUUUCGAACACCCAACUGUCCCCGGCAACCAAUCCGGCGGGUGGAUGGCUAAAGAGAAGCAUCUUGAGAUAUCAACAGAAACCAAUCAAACCAUGAAGAAGAGUUUGUCGUCUCCCUUCAUCAACACCGCCUCAAAGACAUACUCCAUGUCUGAUGUCAAAAAACACAACUCAGAUCAAUCCGCCUGGAUCGUCGUCCACGGCCAUGUUUACGACUGCACCCACUUCCUCAAAGACCAUCCCGGCGGCACUGACAGCAUUCUCAUCAAUGCCGGUACCGACUGCACCGAAGAAUUCGACGCCAUCCACUCCGACAAAGCCAAAAAAAUGCUAGAGGAAUACAGAAUUGGCGAGUUGAUCACCACCGGUUACACCUCGGAUUCAUCGCCUAACAACUCCAUCCAUGGGCCUUCUAACCAUAAUCUUAAUCUCCUCCCUCAUUUGGCUCCAAUAACAGAAACAAGGCGCGUGGCUCUAAUCGCGCGUGAGAAAAUCCCCUGCAAACUAAUCUCCAAAACGUCAAUCUCACACGACGUCAUACGGUUCAGAUUCGCGUUACCUUUAGAAGAUCAAAUCCUUGGAUUACCAGUUGGGAAACACAUAUUCCUGUGUGCAAACAUAGACGGUAAACUCUGUAUGAGGGCCUACACACCAACGAGCGGCAUCCAUCAAGUGGGCCAUUUCGACUUAGUGGUUAAAAUCUAUUUAAAAAACGUGCACCCAAAAUUCCCCAAUGGCGGACUCAUGUCGCAGCAUUUGGAGUCCUUGCCAAUUGGUUCCGAACUAGAAAUAAAAGGCCCAUUAGGCCACAUCGAAUACACCGGGCGCGGCAAUUUUCUGGUGGACGGUAAAGUAAAGAAGGCGAAGAAGCUAGCCAUGUUAGCCGGCGGAACGGGGAUAACGCCGAUAUAUCAGGUGGCUCAGGCGAUUCUGAAGGAUCCUGAGGAUGAAACAGAGAUGUUUUUGGUGUAUGCGAACAGGACAGAAGAUGAUAUUCUGUUAAAGGAAGAGUUGGAUGAGUGGACUAAGAGCGAUAAGAGGUUCAAAGUGUGGUACGUUGUGAAUGAGAGUGUAAGGGAAGGGUGGAAAUACAGUGUGGGAAUGGUGACGGAGAGUAUCAUGAGGGAGCAUCUCCCAGAAGCUUCGCCGGAAACGUUGGCAUUGGCUUGUGGACCUCCGCCGAUGAUUAAGUUUGCAGUGCAACCCAAUUUGGAGAAGAUGAACUACGACACUACUAAUUCGUUGUUGGUGUUUUAGCUUCCGUGGGGAACUGUAUAAGCCAAGUGUCAUUGUUUAAGAUGGUAGAUUUUUGGAUUUUUUCCUUCCCUUAGUUUGUGCUGUGAAAUAUGUUCAUAUAACGAUUUCCGUUUAAAUUAAUCGGAAUGUGUAUUGAAAAUAACAGUGUUUGCAUAAUUAAAUGUAUUACUUAAAAUAUUUUUGAAUU